Messenger RNA from Cyclocybe aegerita, 390 nucleotides. The record is from the annotation of a GenBank genome assembly. Lineage: Eukaryota; Fungi; Basidiomycota; Agaricomycetes; Agaricales; Hemipholiotaceae.
AUGACCACUAAUGCCUCGUCCAUUGCCCUGUCUGCCAUGCGGUGCCAACCACGACGCAUUCCUCGCUGUCUUUGUCGCGCUGGCUAUGUUUUCGACGUUCGCUCGCUUAACAAGCUCAUCAUGAAGCUCGAAAAUAGGACGAUGAACCACCCUCACUCCUCGUUUCCGCUCCAAAUUCUUUACAAACACUUCAGAGAGUUUGAAAACGGCGACAACAUUGUGGAAUGCGCUCAUACAGGCGAGACUGGGGAGCAAUUCGUCAUCGCCACCCAGGGCCAGCAUCUUCCCAACGGAUAUCUUAACAUGCCGGAACAUGAUAAACCGACCUUUUUGGAAGGCGAGCACGAGAUGAACAUUAGAAAGAGACUCGAAAGACUUGGCGAGUACUAG